This is a messenger RNA of Naegleria gruberi, 780 nucleotides long. RefSeq lists its product as uncharacterized. NCBI's taxonomy places the organism in Eukaryota, Heterolobosea, Eutetramitea, Acrasida, Naegleriidae. The coding region runs from base 1 to 780 and encodes 259 amino acids. Gene Ontology annotation, molecular function: magnesium ion binding; inorganic diphosphate phosphatase activity. Gene Ontology annotation, biological process: phosphate-containing compound metabolic process. The transcript has a single exon. Gene Ontology annotation, cellular component: cytoplasm. The record is from RefSeq and is a predicted model, not a curated record.
AUGGCUUCACAAAUUUGCUCGCAAAUGGGCAAACUUUCAAUUUCUAAAGUUUUGGAGGGAACCCUCGGAAAUCAUGGCUUUAAAAUCAUGUAUCGAUCCAUCAAUAAGAAUACAUUCAUUUCUCCGUGGCAUGAUAUUCCACUUCAAGCAAGUGCUAAUCAUUACUAUUUUGUUAAUGAAAUUCCAAUGCACACUCUGAAAAAGAUGGAAGUCAAUACAAAGGAGCAAUUUAAUCCAAUAAUUCAAGAUGAAAAGAAGGGAAAACUCAGAGAAUUUACUUAUAGACUUGAUGCUGGUGGAAUUCCUUUCAAUUACGGAAUGCUUCCUCAAACUUGGGAAGAUCCAAAGAAAUUAAUUCAUGUUCCUUUUGGACAAGUUAAGGAUGGUGUUUAUCAACCAACUGUUGCUGUUCAAGGUGACAAUGAUCCAAUUGAUGUUGUGGAAAUUAGUGAUGUUGCUUUGGAAAUGGGAGAAGUUUAUAAAAUCAAAGUUUUUGGAAUUCUUGCAAUGAUUGAUGAAGGUGAAAUGGAUUGGAAAGUUAUUGGUAGAGUUGUUUCAGAAUCUGAAACCUCAACACAACAACCAGAUGAAGAUUUACAGGACAUUUAUGAUAUUCCAAAGGGAAAGAUUAAUGAUAUCAUUGAUUGGUUUAGAAUGUACAAGACUACCGAUGGAAAACCUGAAAAUCAUUUUGGAUUCAAUACCACAGUUUUAGAUAAGGCCUAUGCUAAGCACAUUAUCAACCAAACUCACAAACAUUGGAGUGCCAUGUCAAAAUAA